AUAUAUAUAUAUAUAUAUAUAUACGCCUUUGUUUGGCUUCAAAGCACGCUCCACCUCCGCAAAACUCACUCAAAUAGCAUUUUGAGUUAUCAUACGAGGAAAUUAGUUAAGCCAAAUUAAGGAGAGACAAUGAACAUUGAAAUGGAAACUCAUGGUGAUUCAAUAGUAGAAACCCCAACAAAUGAGGAACCAAAGGAAAGUGGUAGAAAGGAAUUACAACGAGCAGGAAUUACAAAGAAGGAUGAAUGGCUGGAACAAAUGAGAGGGAACUUAAGUUUAAUGGCAACAGUUAUCGCAACAAUAACAUUUCAAAUGGCUUUAAAUCCACCUGGUGGUGUUAGGUCAGUUAAAGAUGAUGGAGCUGACAACGCAAAUGAUAUAGCAUGUUCAGAUUCUUCUAACGUUACUUUGGACCUAUGUCCGGGUGAAGCUGUCUUAGCCGUAGUAUAUAAAGACGAAUAUUUUCUGUUCCUUGUUUCAAAUACAAUUUGUUUUGUUGCAUCACUAAGUAUUUGUCUCUUGCUUGUGAGUGGAAUUCCGUUGCAUCAUAGGUUACCUAUGUGGCUUUUAUCAAUAGGGAUGUGUGUAACUCUCUCAAUGCUUGCUGUUUCUUAUAUAACAGCUUUGCAAAUGACCACACCAGGUACUAUGUAUAAUACAGCUAAUAAGUUUCUUGAAAAGUUGAUUUAUGGUUGGGUGGGAUUGUUAGCGAUUAUUGCGUUGUGGCAUACACUAAGGUUGAUUAUUUGGAUAGUGAAACUUAUCUGCAAAAAAAUUAAGGGGAAAUCCAUUCGCAGUUAUUCAAGCAUCGUCCGCCAACGUGUGGAUUGAAAAUGUGAGGUAUAUAUUUUGCAACAAUGUCAUUGGAGUACUCCAACCUGUCGUCUUCACCAAGAAACGGACUUCGAUCUAAAAAAAUACUUAAAUUAAUAUUUUAUGUUGUAAUUAAAUUAUUCAUAAGAAUAUGUUGAUUCAAAUCAUGCAUAUUAGAUAUUUAGAAUCACUAAGUGUGUGUUUGGUUUAGUGGUGGUUAGAAUUGAUUUUGGUAGAAUUGAGUUUGACAGAAUUGAUUUUGGUUAAAAGUGAGUUGAGUAGAAUUGAUUUAUGUUUGGAUAAUUUUAUGUAAAAGUGAUUCUUAUCAAUUUAUGUUGUUUGGAUAGUUUGAAUCAAAAUUACUUUUAGAUAUGUAAUGACCAAAAUGGGUUUUAGUUGU
Messenger RNA from Trifolium pratense (red clover), 1213 nucleotides. RefSeq lists its product as uncharacterized. The transcript has 2 exons. NCBI's taxonomy places the organism in Eukaryota, Viridiplantae, Streptophyta, Magnoliopsida, Fabales, Fabaceae. Bases 130 to 831 code for a protein of 233 amino acids. The record is from RefSeq and is a predicted model, not a curated record.